CCACUGUAUAAUCAGUGUUGAUAACGGGCGAAAAACAAACGGAGGACAGGAAGACGGCAUUGACUAUUUUAGAAAAGGCUAUUUAACUGCAUUUAACCAUGGUUUCCCGAUUUGACCAACAGAAGACCAAGCACCAGCUCUUCCACGUGUCCCUCAGCCUGGCCACCAUCCUGAUAUGCAUGGCGUACAUGCAGUAUCGCCGGAACUGGGCGCAUCUCGGCAGCUUCUGGGAUUCUUUGGUGGUCCCGAUUGUAUUUCUCGGCGAGCUGCUGAAAGUUAUACUGGCCCGGUUCUACGGGAAAGUUGAUGAUGGCGUCCUGACCGUCAAACAGCGCCAGAAAAAGGCCUCGUACUUUACGCCGCGGGAGCUUCUCGGGGGAUUCACCCUGCAGUUCCUGUGCACGCUGCUGUACGCCUUCAUCUGCAUCAUUUUGGGAGCCCCGGUGCUGGGCAACUACGAGCAGACCUUCGUCCUGGCCUUACUUAUGACCCUGCUGACGGUGUCGCCCACUGUUUUCCUGCUCGGCGGCGGCGGAGCUCUCCAGGUUUGCUUCUGUGAGAAGCCGGACUUUGUGACCAAGUGCGAGGAUACGGCGCUGAACCUGUUCAAGUACAAUGCGCUGGGCGGGAUUCUGGGCGCCUGGGCCGGAAGUGUGGUGGCGCCUUUAGACUGGGGACGAGACUGGCAGGCAUACCCCAUUCCGAACGUGAUUGGAGCACUCUUGGGCAGCGCUCUGGGCAAUAUAUACGCCUGUACGCAUGUCCUCUAUGCCACGGCCCGUGUUUACAUGAGCAAGAAACGCACUUAAAUCUAACAAUAAAUGCUAUAAAUCCUGCCACCAAGAUUAUUACGUUGCGCUGCCUCUGAAAUCCACACACUCAUCCACUAAGAACCACGUCAUCUCGUCUAGUCAGCAGCUUAGGAACUACCAAAAAGCAAUUAACACAUUAAUGUUACAUAUUUAAGCAUUUUACUAGAGUGUAAUAUUAAUAAAUUCUUUUUAAAUCAAUCAAUUAAUAAACUAACAAAUUAUGAAUUUAA
This is a messenger RNA of Drosophila suzukii, 1042 nucleotides long. It is a transcript of the gene PIG-F, whose product is annotated as phosphatidylinositol glycan anchor biosynthesis class F. Gene Ontology annotation, biological process: GPI anchor biosynthetic process. The record is from RefSeq and is a predicted model, not a curated record. Gene Ontology annotation, cellular component: endoplasmic reticulum membrane. NCBI's taxonomy places the organism in Eukaryota, Metazoa, Arthropoda, Insecta, Diptera, Drosophilidae.